GAAGGAAGUAUCUUGGAAAAAUUUUUUAUUUCAUUUCACGGAUACCUUUUCAAAUGGAUCUUAUAUAAUUUGGAUAUUCUAUUCUUGCUCUAUGACUAACAUAUCCAUAGUAGAAAUGUAAAAAAAGAGAAAAUGGAAAUAGUAAAAUUUUGAAAAGAGCGAUCAUAGUGCAUCUGUAGUAUAUGAGCGCGUGUGAGUGGCGCCUCUGACGGCGAACGCGAAAGAUAAUGGCGCGGCGGCGACGGCCAUGUUUAACAAUCUCCCUUGUGUGUUUAGUAUGCUGCAGUCGGUGUAUCGGCGCGCCGAGACGAGACGGACGGGACGAGACGAGCGACGGCAGCGACGAGGAGGUGGAGGAAGAGGCGGUGGAAGUCGGUGUGUGCGCUCAUGACGGAGACCUCGUGCGUACCACUCAGUCGCGUCGUCGAGCGGAGCCGAGUCGAGUCGUGUUACGGCCGCAAUCGUGGUUGUUCUUCGCAACAGUUUGCCCCGUGACGACGUCAGUAUCUGUGCGCGAAGACAAAAACGUCCGCCAGUAGAAGAAUUUGAAACAGUUUGAAGUCGAAGUGUAACGUCGCGGUGAGACUCUGAAUUUGAUUUUCUCCCUUUGCUGCAUCAAUUAACUUUUUUUUUUACCGUACCGAUAGUUUUAAACGUGCAACCAAAGCGCUACUCUCGUUCGACCUCUCUCGCCCUCCGCGAGUUAUAUAUCCGAUCUACGUGCGCUAGCCCUCCCUACUCUCUUUUUCUUCAUGUGUAUUUUGCUCUCUCCUCUGUCUGUCUGUCUUGCUCACGCGUUAUCCCUCCCCGUUGGUGUCUCACUCGUUCUCGCUGGCUCUCCGGGCAGCGAUUUCAAGAAUGUGACAGUGCGCGUCCUCGCGGUCGCCUCGCGCGAAUAAGCCCGCAGGCCGGCGACGGCGAUGGGUGACGAGCGACAAGUGUUACGGUGAACAGUGUGAGCAACAGUGAAGAAGUAGACGGGAGAGAAAGACGGACGAUGCAAGCGGAAAAUGUCACUCGGUGAUACGCGUAUACGGAUGACGGGGAGUGAUCGACGCGACAAUCUCGGAUUUGAGGUUAAAGUGUCGUCGUCGUCGUCGUUGUUGUUAUGUGGUGCCGGUGCGCCGGCAUUGGCGACGGCACGGGCAAAGGAGUAUCAAGAAAGAAAACGACACUAUCGUAUUCUACAGGGCCUAGCCGCCCGAGAUUCGAGGGACAUUGAUCAACCGUCCUGGUCUAACGUUACCAGACUCGUCUCAUAAGAGAAACGUAAACGACCAGAGAAAAAAGUCAGAGAGAGAGAGAGAGAGAGAGAGAUUCGCAGCGAUAGAAAACAAUUUUUCGUAAGGCGAAUCGCGCCGAUGUACGUAUUAUAUACGUGCGCGUGUGUGUGUUUGUGGUUGUGUGCCGGGUCGCGAGGUUAAGACACCACAUCGCUGUCGAUAUACAACAUCGUGGAAAGUCAAGAACCGGUGUCGUGUGUGCGCGCGCGACCGAUUCGUGCUCUGCUACAGCCAACGGAUAAGAAGUGUAUCAUGAUACUAAUAGUGCGCGUCCGUAACCCCGCUGGCGACCGUUGCACCGUGUACGUCUCUUAGGACAACGAAAGCUGACAACGUCCGCGAACUGUCGAGACUGCACAGGAAACCCUCGUGCCUUUUUUUCGCUUCUAUACCGUACGUCACGUUCUUUCGUCGUUGAACAAAUUAUCGAGUAUUUUUUGUCUAUCGAGAGCGAUAAUACGAUUUUAGCACCAAAACACGACACGCAGGUUUUCUCUGGUGCCCUCGCUAAAGUGUCAUUUACUAGCGAACAACGUAAAUAACGUGGUGUAACAUUCGAGUAACGAAACAAUAACAACGGGCCGUGCAUAACAGAAUCGUUCGAAGGAGAGUAUCGCGAGAAUGAAGUGGCGCUUCAGCUGAUCGAGAUCGUCGCAACGAAUUGGCGUGUGCUCUCGCGUACAUGUAAACGGAUCGCGCGCGCGCACGCUGUUCGCGUCACCAAUCAGCCGGCCAGUUUGUGUAUACAUACCGUGGCACAUAGGUAAAUGAGAGUUCAAGGUCGGUAAACGGUAUUCGACCUAACCUCGUUUACUGGUUCGAAAAAGUUAUCGACACGAAGAGGAAGAGGCUGAAGCUACUAUCCUUCGUUAUUCUACUUCGACCUACCUUGUUGCUUGCCACGCGCUAUUCUCGAUUGAUAAUAUUAAUUUUUUCUCUUCGAGUAGAGAAAAGUGACGCACGUUAGGCCGUUGGAAAGCAGAUUUACCGCGCAAGAGAACGUUGCUGUUCGUGUCACAGGGGACUGUCACACUAUUUCGGGACCGUGAUCCAAAGUGCAUCAAAUCCGCAGAGAGCGUAAAUAAAUAUACGCGCGUGUGCUGGCCCCGUCGGAAGUUUCUCGCUGGGGACCGUCCUCGUUCGUCUGUAAUCGUAUGUGCGUCGACAGAAGAAGGCGGCGGUGUUUGUUUUUUUCUUGACAGAGUGUAUAACCGCCGGUGUAUAUACUUCUCGUGUUCCGUUUUUUCGUCGUAGUCGUCACGUUGGCGAAAGAGGAGCGGCAACGCGGGGGGAGCUCGGCAAACGCGAAAGGGAAAGAAACGAGGCGGCGCGGGUAGAGGAAACAGUGGAGGAAGAGGAACGAGAGGAGGGGGCGUCGGAGGAGGUGGAGGAGGAGGUGGUAGUGGUGGUGGUGGAGGAGGAGGAGGAGGGGAGGAGGAAAGUGGCGUGUCCAGUGCGCGGUGGUGUGACGGUGUCGCGUCGGGCACCGAUUCCAAAUAUUUCUCAUUUUCCGCGCGGCUACGUUGAAAAGUACUGGCCCCCAAAUGCGCGUACCGCAAAUCCUGUUUCAUGUUCAUGUUCUGGAGCAAACGGACGGCGCUCACUAGACGUCUCCUAAAGGCCAAGGUCCGUGGAGAGCAUGAAACCGAGUGUGAAGCUCAAGAGGAUUCGUCACGUAUUCAUCGCGCAAACAACACGAGCGGCACCGACAACGACACGACGAGCAACGUGACGGCAACGACGGGCCAAACAACCAGAGGAGCGCGUGGAGCGUCGUCAGGAGGUGCAGUCGACGGCGGCGGGGGAGGAGGAGGAGGAGGGGGUGGUGGCGCUGGCGGUGGAGGGGGAGGUGGCGUAGGAGGAGGUAGCCGUAUCUCGUCGAGUAAACUACAUCCAGGUUGCUGCGGUGGUGAUUUGAGCCAGGACGAUGACGAGGAUCCCGUUCGUUUAUUGAGGUGCAAGGAGCUCCUCAAAUCGCUCAAGGAAAACCAACUAGAGAUGUUACUCACCGCCGUGGAAAGCUGUGGCGCCGACCUCGGCUCGUGCGUCCUCGUGCUCCAUCAGCACACCGAGAACGGAAACGAUUCCGAGCAACAGCAACAACAGCAACAAUGUUAUCGUCAUCAUCGUUACCAUCAUCAUCACCACUAUUAUCAUCAUCCUACGCACCAUCACCAUUAUCAUCAUCGACAUCAUCGUACUAGACAUCAUCGUUCCUCGUCGUUGGAGAACGACGACGAUCAAAACUCUGGAUCGGAGGAGUCGUGCGCUUCACCGAUAAGGCCGGAUCGAUGCAGAGUACCUGCACGCGGCUCGCACGACAACGCGCCGAUCGAUCCUCACCUGCUCUGCUGCCAGAUCUGGCGGUGGCCGGAUCUCGCCCACUCGUCGGAGCUCAAGAGACUUCCUGUCUGUCAUUCCGCUAAAGACCCUGAAUACAUAUGCUGCAACCCUUACCACUGGAGCCGGCUCUGCAAACCCGAGUCGCCGCCACCCCCGUACUGCCUUUUCGCCGACAGACUGAGACCCGAAGAUCGUGCGCCCAGCGAAGGGGAUCAACGUCGGUGCAAAAACAGCACACCCCUGCCUCUUCCCGGCUCCCUUACCACCAACGGAGAAGGUGAAACAGGACAAAAGGAAUGGUGUACAUUAGCAUAUUGGGAAUUGGGUGGUAGAGUAGGUCGCCUCUACCCUGUAGAACCUUCAACAGUAAAUGUGUUUGAUUCCCUCCAUGAUGGUGAUGGCCUUUGCUUAUCAACAUUGGCUGAAAAUCAUGUUGCACCGCCCGCGGUCCAAAGAACAAGAAGCAAAAUUGGUCUUGGUUUAAUGCUUAGUCAAGAAGAAGAUGGUGUGUGGGCGUACAACAGAUCUGAGAGCCCAAUCUUUGUGAAUUCACCUACUCUGGAUGACCCGGAGUCUAGAACACUACUUGUCUAUCGCGUGCCUCCAGGCUUUUGUUUGAAUAUCUUUGACCGUACCAAAAUUCUACAGCUUCCAUAUGGCAGCAGUACCACAAGAACGAGCAAUCAGGCUUCAGGCUUUGCCUCUGGUCCUGUUGAUAUCAACUCCGUCCGCAUCAGCUUCGCCAAAGGCUGGGGACCCAAGUACUCAAGACAGGAAGUCACCUCUUGUCCAUGUUGGCUCGAAGUACUCCUAGCACCAUGCAGGUGAUCCCUACAACUCAUUACGAAGGUAUACAGUCUCGUCCGUUUGCGCCUCUUCUUCCUCCUCGUCGUCCUUCGAGAGGACCGAUCUGUGAAACUGACGCAGCAACGACGAAGCUCCGUCCCAAAGGCUGCCAACGGAUACUCAUACGAUGUGGAUCGCCGCCAGCAGUCUUACCAAAGUACUCCUCCAUACAUCCAGGAACAACGUCGUUUUAUUAAAACAGGGAAAAACGAGAAUCAUUUGACAAGAACGUUUUAUAUUCUUGUGCCUACGAACGGAGCAUACACAGUUUAUACGUGGUACUCGAUUAUCAUUAAUUUUAUAACUCGACUAUAUUGUAUCGCAAUAUUCUUCUUGAUCGGUCAAUGAUACUGUUGUACUUUCUUGAUAAUGUUAAAUGAGAUUUUAUAAAAAGUGAGGCGGUGGUUUUCCGCUAGGUCUAGUCAGUGGUAUUUAACGUUUUUAGGCUUGACGCUAAUAUGUCUUGCAUUAAGAAUAACAUAAUAUAAACAAUAUUAACUGAAAUCAGGGAAAGUGCGAGAGUAAAAUUGACGUGUCAAUACAGUCGUUUUUCAUGGUAUUGAUCAUAAGUUUUAAUGUUUGUACUGUCUGGCCAUGUCCUCGUUUAUGAUUAAUCAUUGUACUGCAAGGAAGCAGAAACUUGGGCUUCCGAUAAGGUCUAGUCAAUGGUGUUUGAGAGUAAGAAAAGCUUGUUGAUUGCAUGGAUUUUAAAAUCUAUUUAAAUUAUCAAGAAACGAGAACACUGCCAACAGAAUCAAAGGAAGUACUUAGCGUUUUAUGUUACCUUCAAAAAGACUUUUACUUUAAUAAUGAAAGUAAUAUUAUUUGUAGUAUAAAUUUCCUGCUUUUAGAUUGAAUUUAAUCUAAUACGAGAAAAGGUUUGUUGGUUUGAAAAAUAAUAAGAAUUCACUCGAUUUAGAGAUAUCUUUGUUGGUUCAUUGAUUAUUUAAUUCAAUGACAGAAGUCCCUAACCAGUCAAUAGCGGAAUUAAACAUGUAACUUUUGUAAGAAAGUCACAAAACUUUUCUCAAUAUUUUUCCUUAUUUUUAUAUAUUAUAAGAUGGUAUUUCAGCGUUGAAUUGUAUAAUCUUGUAAUGAAGUCUCAUCGAUAUUCAAAUGUCGUGUACCACGAGUACUGUAGUUGUCUCCGAUCGUCGUUCGGUGCUGUACAUACAUAUAUGUACAUACACUGUGCCUUCCCAGCUUCCUUCGUGGUGCAAUGCACGAGUGAUAGAACGAAUGUGUGUGUGUAUGCGUGCGUGUAUCUAAGGAAAGCGAAAGAAAAUGAGAGAACUCCGCGUGCCAGCUACGUUUCGCACCAAAAUGCCCGAGAGCUUCGUACUGCAGUAAUACGAUACUGUGAUAAAAGUUCGAACCAGGUCUCUUUUUUCCUUCCUUUUUUUUCGGACGCGUUUAUGAAGCACCAACGAUAAACUAAAAAAGCAAUCAAUCUGUUGAAAUGUGUAUAUAUACGCAAAGAGAGACAAAACGUAUGCUUAAUAAACAAUAGUCCAUAGACUCGAAUCUAGAGGAAAUGUUGAAUUUAUAUAAAGAAGUACUGUUUUCUCGUUUAAUUUUGUACAGUCUUGAGAGUAAACAAAAUUAGUGUAAGUGAGUGGAGUUUUACAAAUUUUAUCGUGAAAAAGUCUUCAUUAAGAUCCGCCUCCAAAUCCGAAUGCGUAUAGAGCGUGAAAGAAGAGAACUCAUGUAAUGCAGGUUGAGCGAUUUGCGCAUAACAAAAGUGGAAAAUACAUGACUGUAAGAGAAGGAAGAGUGUGUAGAAAGAUGAUGUUAUGUAUGUGCAUACGAUUUAAUAUGUACCACCAGUCAUACGUAUUCAUUCAUAAGCAUACGCAACACAAGCAUCUAUAAAACACAAUCGACUGAUCGUUUCUUCUUUUCUUUUUUUUUCGAGCCGUUAGUUACUUUCUUUUUCGUACAGCCGUUUUUAUCGGUAUAAAAGCGUAUGUAUCGUGGACAUAUGGAUCGUGAUCUAUUAAGGUACGAUCUUGUGUGACACGUCGAACGAUAAUAUUGUGAUGCGUAUAUUGUCGCUUAAAUGUUAUAUAUUAAUAUGUAUACGUAUGUAUACAGAAAUGUUUAUAGGUAGCUAGCUAUAUCUAUUGCAACGGAGUGAUUCUCUGGCCUGUAUGUGAUGUUAGAAAAUUGGCACUCUUAAGAAUACAUAAUAACGACGUGGUGUCGUUCUUCGAAGUACCGUUAAACAAAGAAAGUGUUAAUCACUUUGGAAGAAACUUUUGUAAACGACCAUAACCAUGGGAAUGUAUUCUUGAUACGCCAUGCGUAUAAUCAUAUCGCGUACAGGCCUAAGAAUCGUCAUGAUGAAAAUUGUAACGGCAAGAGGGAAAUUUUUUGUCGAAAAGUCGUCCAUCUCGGACAGGUACGUUGCUUUUUAUAGUCUUUUUUUUUUUGUCACGGCUCUAACUUGCUGUUAUAGUCGAGGUUGGCUCAUCGCUGGAAUUGAACCAAACGCGUGCGGUCAGUCUGAAAGCGAUUGUUCGAAAUGAUCUUCAAGUAAACACGGAGCGCAAUAACGGUGCUCCAUAUAAUUUGUAUAAAUAUUUUAUUUUCUUUCGUAAAGAUUCGAUUAAAAAUAAGUUUACUUAUUUUGUGAAUUAUAUAACCCCAUUUCGCAAGUCAGGAAAUAAGCAUUCUAUGUUGACAAUUCUUUGCAAAUUUCUUUCGUUAUAAACAGACGACGAACGAUUUGGUCGUUCCUACUCGUUGAUUGUAAUACCAAGACACAGUCGUUCCCACAGCAUUACGUCAGAAAAGGAUGUAUAGUUAACGGUGUACUUAACGAUAUUUUGUAAUUGAACGUACGCAAGUUGAAAUUUUGCUACACUCGGUCAUAAUCGUAGUCUUGUUAAAAUUAGGUGACUAUAUUGUUAAAGAAAAGAUAUACAUCUUAACGAACGAAAUAUUUAUUCAUACUCUUCUCAGAAUAAAUAAAACGAUUAGUUUGUAUAUAAAAAAAAAAGAGGAACACAAAAUGUAACAUCCUUUGAUACCUACAUCUUGCUUUAUUGAAUGAAAAAAAUCGAUCGAUCGUUCGUUAAAAAUAAUUUCAUUUUCACGUCGUUCAUUUAACACUUAUUACUAAUAAUAAUAUAUGUAUAUUGUAAAAGUUGUUUAUUAUAAAUUAUUAUAAAUUUAUUAUAAAUUAACGUCUUGAAUAAGAGAAAAGGUAUUGUAUUGUCGAUAAAAGACCAGUUAAGCCGCGUUUAAACCUAUUUCUCGGAUCAAUUCAUAUAGCAGCAUGGAUAAUAUUCAAGUACAUAUAUACUUUUGAACGUAAUAACAGUGUGAGCGACCUCUGGAGCGAAUGAAGUUUGGAAUAUUUUGACAGUUUCGUAUGGUACGUUACGACGUCUUAAGUAACACCAUGAGCAAUAUUUUUUCCAUUCGUUCUAUCGUUCUGUUUCUGUCAUAUUACGUUCGUUCUGUUCUGUUCUUUCUAUACAUAACAUCUCUUUCGUAUCCAUUUUCGUGGAACCAGUUGGUUAUAUAUUUACGCGAUAAACAUAAUGCAGUUAGUGUCAGUGCUUUGAAAGUUGUGUUUGGUCAUCUAUCAUCGGUAGAACUCGACGAAUGGCGUUCGGCUAAUUUCGUAAGUAUUCUUAUGAAAUUUUGAGGGCACACAACAUAUCUUAUGUUAUUUUCCGGUUUAAUGUGCAAAUUUUAUUAUUUUCACGGCACUCAUUUUCUUAUAAACUAUACCAUUGGUUAAUUCUUCUUAGCUUAAAAAUGUUGGUUACUUCGUCUAGAUAUUUGCAAAUAAUUUGAAUAUAUUUCAUGUAAUUGAAACGCUUCUGGUAAAAAUAUUGAAAAUAUUGGCCAACAAAGACAGCUUAUAUAUACCUAUCAUAAAUACGUUUUAUUUACUACAUAGUUUUAUGUUUAUGGAAGAAAAUGAAGCAGAGAUUCCAUAUUAAUUGCUUGGUUUUCUUUUCUUUCGAAAUAUUUAAGUUAAUUAACGACGUUACCUGUUGCAAUUCUUUAUCGAUUCGUUUCCACAUGGAAUUUUUCUUUUUUCUCGCGGUGAAAACUAACUUAUAAGAGAAAAUUUCGUUCAUAAUUUAUCUCAAACACUCAUAGUUCUAAUUUUAUUAAAUUUCUUUUACAAAUCAUAGCUGUUUAAUUUACUUCGACACUUUCUUACGCAAUAACUUUGAAAUAAAACAAGAGCGUCGUUGUGAUACGUAUCAAAAUCGAAAUGUCUGUCAUUCAAAAGCUCCAAUUUACUAUUUUCGAAUUCUGUGCAAAAUGUGUCAAGUUCCUCGUAGCUUUGUAGUGAACGUAAAGCAAUAUACGGAUCUAAUGAAACAUUUACGAAUAUUUAAUCAACAAGUGAGAUAACGUAUUUUGUUGUGAACCAUAUAAAACUAUAAUAUUUCAGCAUUAACUGCCAUGCUACUUGUAUUCGACCACUUUGUUUCCGAUUUUAAGGGAAUCGAAAUUUUUUGAAACAAGUUUUUGAUAUUUCAAUUAGAUAGUCAGUGCAUUGAAAUAUUCAAAAAAUUUACUCGUAAUGCUGCAGUAAUUAAAACGAAAACGGAGAAAUACUCUACAAGGUAGUUGCAAGUACAAUUAUAAUUAUACAUAUAGCAUGUAACGCUUCUCGAAGAUAUACCUGCAGAGUGGGCCAAAAGUCAUGGUGCAUCGGAAAAAUAGGAUGAACGAAAUUGAGAAAAGAAGAGGAAAUAAGUCGGAAGUGUAGAUUUUUCAAAAUAAACUUUCGUUUCAUAGAGUACUGUAAUUUCAAAAUUCUACUUUCAGACUACUGUACAUACAUUGUAUAUCGUUUGGUAAUGAAUUUUAGAUUGAAGGUUACUAUAAAACAGUGAUUUUUAAAUUUUACUUUGAAGCUUUUGUACUUAUCAAUUUUGAUUUAAAAAUUAUUUGAAAAGGAUAGACCAUAAUUUGUAAUAUUUUCUAAUCGACACUCUAAAUUAUUAUCGAUGUUAGCUUUUCCAUACUCUUAAAUUUCUUUUAACCGGUUUUAUUUUAAAAUUAUAUUACAAGUUACUCGAUAAUCAAAUUUAUUUAAUAAUAUGUUUUUUAACGUAAUUUAUCGAACGCCGUGAUUUAUCGUUAAUGCUAUAUUUUCUGUCGUUAAAUAAUUUCUGUAAUGCUUUCUCUGAAUCAAGAAUAAACUAUUAUACAAAGAGAAUAUUUUCUUCGGAAUAAGAAGAUUAUCCUGUUCUUUGCUGCACCAGGAUUUUCAAAUAUAUUCUCUGUACUCGAAGAGGUGGAAGUUGUUGAUUUCUCCGCAGGAAUUGUCUGUGAAACAUAGUGCCUUUCUAGCCACUUAGAGCGAGAGACGAUUAACAAUGUAGCACGCAUAGUGCAAACGAUCAUUAUUAAAAGCACCUUACGCUUUGUCGACCAUAUUGCAAGAUCUAAUGAUAAACAUUGAAUGUCGCUGUUCACUCUUUGCUUCGCGAAUAAUUUUCACGCAAGGCAAAGUACUUGUUCUUUGUCUUCCUGCUUAUGGUUUAAAAACUGUAAAAUCGCGCCGAGGAUCGAGCAAAGCGAAUGUGUUCGAAAAAAGGGAAUCAUAUUAGAUAAAUUUAAAGUACGAUCAUCUAAUAGGGUUUUGUCGAGAUUUACAGGCAAUCAGCUCUAAUAGAAUUCUCAAAGUCUCAAGUCACCUUAGAAUUAAGUCUCCUUAAGAAUUCUUAAGUCUCAAGACUUAAAGAACUUUGAUAAUGAUACUUUUUGAAUAACAAUUAAACCAGAGGUUUUUAAACCACACUGUUCAAAAUGAUUGAAAAGUACAUGAUUCUAACAAAUAACGUUCAAUUCCUUAAAACUUAUUUCAAUAAACUUGAAUGAAGAAUAUAUAAGAUGGAACUAUAUAUAUAUAUAUAUAUUCUGAAUGUAUAUGUUGUAGCAAAUGACGUUAUAUACAUACAUAUAUAGAAGAGACUAAUGCAUUGAAUAUUUGAUAUAACUUUUCGACAUGUAUAUAGCAUAUUUAGUUUAGAUGUGCAGUGUGUAUAUAGCAUUAUUUCUAUAGCUAUUGAGAUUGCACAAAAAUUGUUCAUAUAACGAGCAAAUGUGAAGGAUAAAAGAUAUCAUUCACACUUGAAAUCGUGAUAAACACGGUAAAGUUAAUAAAGAUAUUCGAUGAAUUAUUGUUCAAACAUACACUUCAUAUGCAUCUUAAAAUAAAUAAAAUUAAUAAAUUAGCGAUAAUAUAUAAUUAUAAAUAUAGAGAUGUAUAUCUACAAAAGACACGUAUGUCGAUGGUGAAAUUUUUAUACCUAACAAUUUCAAUAAAAAAAUUCAGAAAUUAAUCGAUCAAAUCAAAACAAAUUCGAUAUUUCAAUAUCUCAUGAACGAAAAGACUUUCGAAAAUUUUAUCGCUCUUUCAAUAGACGAAGAAUGAAUAGCAUGUAUAACAUAACACGUAACACUUUCUCCAAACUUUUUAAAGAUAGUGUAACUUUUUAAUCCUCUUGAAUAGUGUGUACACACGUAAAUUAUACUUACCGCACGUAGUACUAACAAUAAAAUUUCAAAUGGACUUUGUGCUCUUUCCUUUCUUGAAAAAGCCGACCCUACGAUAAUUCUAGUGCCUUACACGAGAAGUGUUUCAUUUUGAAAAAAGUGAUAGCUGCGUAACGACACUACCGUUGCAACAAUAACGCAAAAUUUCUAUUCGAAUGGUGAAACUAAAAUUAUCUUCACUCGCCAGUUUAAAAUUAACACAUUCUGAGAAAAAUAUUUCCCGAGCUAGUCUGUUGCGUAAAGAGGAUAUAGCUUGUCGAUCGAAUAAAAUAGAAUACAAAUAGCCUGUCUUAAUAAAUUUUCAGGGUUUACAAAAUUGACUUUCCAUUAGCAAUACAAUAGCACAAUUCUAGUCAAUAUACAAUAGUUUUGAGAAUAUGCACAUCCCGUUUAUCAGUAUUAAAACUUCUGGGAGGGGGAAAAAAAACUAUCAGAAAAGCUAUUACACGUGUAACCAACUAAUUUGUAUUUCGUUUAUAUUUCAGCGAAAUAACGAUUCGAACUGCGCAGCAAAAUUUUGUAGAAGUCGGUACAUUUGCAAAAGUUGCAGGAAAAUAAUGAAUUAUGUAUUCUGCUCCAGAAUCUUCUGAUUUUUAUUUCAAUCGGAAAAUUUGUGAAAAUGCCAGACGAGAAACUCUGAGAAGUCUGCUUAAAUGUUUGAAUCUGACUGUCGUGUAAUCGUUUACUGCAUUAAUACUAAUUUAAUUACAUUAAUAAUACGCGUUAAUUAUGCAUAGAGUCAAAUAAUAAAAGGAUUAACGCAAUGGAGAAACUGAUAACGUAAAUGGGAAAAUUGGUCGAUAUAAGGAUCGAGAUAUAUAGAUUGUUAUCAACAUUUUAACAAUAAUUUUUAAAGAUACAGAAUAAUGAUAAUUGCUUAACGAUUUUUCGGAUUAUUUAAUUUUCCAUUUGUCAGCAGAGACGUUUUAGUGCUUAUGAAUGGGAGUGUACAUGCAACUAAUUACGUACUAUGUAUUUAAUACGUAAAUUUAACACAUACUUAGAACGUUUGUAUAUAAGCGGACGCCCAAAAAUGCUUCAUAAAAUCGUAUUUUCUAACGUUGCGAGCGAAGGCAUUAUAGGUUGUGAAGACAAAUUAAAAUAUUUAUUCAGGCUAUAUUCACGCUUUCUGGAUGAACAAUGGCGAACGAUUAUGUUGGCACAGUGUGGUUAAAAGUUAUGGAAAUUAUUAUUUAAUGACGAAAAAAUUUGUAUAAUGAUUAUGAAUGAAGAAAUAAAAGAAAAAUAUGCGAACUUGAAAGGUGAUAGGUCUCCAUUCUAAUGUUUUCAAAAAUUUGUGUGCUUACGAGAAAUACGACCCUUCUUAAGUUAAUUUUAGUUAAACAAUGUGUAAAAAUUAAGAAUGAGGAAUUAGUUCUUAAGCGAGCUUUAGAACGAAUAUGAACGUGAAUUUGAUAAGAAAGAAAGGAGAUUUUGCAAAUAAUUUUGCUUCGCUUUAUCAAACAUUUUUUGCUUCGUGAAUCUCAUUGCGACAAUUAUAUUCUAAUUAAGAUAAGUUGUAUCAUAAAUGAUGUAAAUAAAAGAAACAACAACAGUAGGUCCAAAUAAUUGACUAGCAGUUAAUUUAAAAAAGAAAAACCUUGAAUGGUGAAUAUUUUAAUUCACGAAUUAAAUAGUUUGAACCAAGAUUAUUCAAAAGUAUUUGAAUACAGAAUUUGCAAUUUUUAUAAUACGAAACUUCAAGGUUUUCACUAGAUCAAUCGUUUCGUAGCGCUCCGAUGUAAAAAGCAUGAUGUAUAUAUGUAUUUGUUGUCUGUGUAAAAAAAAGGUAUUUAACAAAUUGUUAAAGAUAACGUAAAAUAUUAUUUAAAAUAAUACUGCAAACUCAUCGAUAUAGGCAAAUGAUAUAGGUGCGUUACAUUUUUAAUGGCAAUAUAAUUAACAUUAUUUUCAAUGAAUCUCCUGAAAUCUGUAAUUUAAUGAGAAGAAAACUCACACCAAGUUUUUCAUUUAGAUGAACGUGGAUCGAGGGUAAUAAGUUACAAAAUGUUGUAUAUUCGAUUCUAUUUGCGAAAUAAAAUUUAACGAAAUUUAUAUAAAUAACAGGUUUAAUUAACGUCGUUGUAACUUUCAUCAUCUUUAUCGCAUAGUUUCUCGGUAUAAUUGUUCAUUCUUGAGUAAACGAUUUCUUAUUAAACAAUUGUACGAUGUAAUUGUAAUUUUUUCAUAUUAAUUAUUUUUCAAACGAAUAGCUAUAUCGUUCCUGAAACCUUUUGAUGAAAUUGAAAAUACACGGUAUAACAAAGUGUUCUUAAUACACUGAAAUUUUAAGUCACGAAACUGCGAACAUUUUACAACUUUCCCUUGAUCGAUAAAAGGAAUCAUUAAAAUGAUAUAUAUAUAUACAUAUAUUGUAUAUACAGCAAACGCGUCUUCAACAUUUAUACAGCGAUCCAAUGUAAAUGUAUAUAAAAGUGCUCUACAAUAUGCUGUACUAUAUAAAAAAGUGAUUUCCUAUAAAGAUAAUCGUGGUAGAAAUAAAUAUUUUUUAAGAAUCAGCGAGCUGUUGAAUUAACGAACUAGCAGAAAACUCAAUAGAAAAAUACGUUUACUGGAUAAAAAUUUGUUUUAUUGUAUUUCUUAUUAUUGUUAAUAAAACGAAUAAUAAUGAAUAUUGAUAAAAUUACGCAAGACCUCAAACUACGAAGACAAAUUAUUUAUAUGAUCUUAAAAUUAAAAUGAAGAUUUUCGAUCUUUCGAACAGUACAGAGAAGAAAAUUUAAUCUACUUAUAAGAAAUCACUUCUUUUUCACUUAUACCACUUAUUUUGGAAUAUACCGUAUGUAGACGUACGAUUGCGCCAAUAACGAUACUAGCAAUGUUAUUAUUACUAUUAUUAUGAUUAUUAAUAAUGGUACAAUAAUACCGAAUAUGAAUAAAAGGGUUUGUAACGAGAAUUAUAAUUAAUAGGUGUAAUAAAGAGUAAUAGAAAUAUUGACUAAGAGCGGCAUUGUAAAGAAGAACAACGGUAUUAUUAGUCGUCUGUUUGAGAGCUCGUAAUGCUAUUUUCAAUAUAACUGUAUUCAAUAAUAAUAGGCAGAGUAAUGAUACUUAUGGCGAUGAUUAUGUAUACAGAGAACUGCAACAGAGUUCUCGCCUUUCAUUUUUACGAAAGAAAGAAAUAUAUGAAGCUGCAAAUUU
Messenger RNA from Bombus pyrosoma, 14171 nucleotides. RefSeq lists its product as uncharacterized. Gene Ontology annotation, molecular function: I-SMAD binding; transcription regulator inhibitor activity. Gene Ontology annotation, biological process: anatomical structure morphogenesis; cell differentiation; BMP signaling pathway. The record is from RefSeq and is a predicted model, not a curated record. Gene Ontology annotation, cellular component: heteromeric SMAD protein complex. NCBI's taxonomy places the organism in Eukaryota, Metazoa, Arthropoda, Insecta, Hymenoptera, Apidae. The coding region runs from base 2853 to 4454 and encodes 533 amino acids. The transcript is spliced from 5 exons.